AAGAAACGUAGAGUACACAGAACAUUUUGGGGGUAUUUCUUUUCAUUAUUUGUUAUUAUAUAUCUCUUGCAUAUAAAUAUAGAGGCCAUAGACGUCAAGUUAAUGAUUAACUUUGUUAAUUUUCACCCAAAUGAAAAAUCUACAUCCUUACUUUUGAAGCAUACUUACUAAUACACACCUAAGUCUCUAAGUUGGAAGGAACACAAGUUAAAAGCACAGGUGUAGGAAACUGAUCACCUUCUCCUCCUCUUUCUUUCUUUCUUUCUUGAUAAAUAAAGCAAAGCAAAGUUUUUUUUUGUGUGCAGACGACGUCAAUGGGCUUUGCCUAUGUUUCUUUGGCCCAAUUGAGAUAUUAUCCAAAAAGAGAUCACAUUUGUUGUUGGUUUGAAUCGAUGGUUAAUGAUAGAAUAGAAGAGAUACAAAAAGCAUAUAUAUAUGAUGAUAAAAAUUGAUCAGUGAUGAGAUCACUCUCACUCACAUACGCGAGAUGAAUUCCGAAACUAACCCUAGUCAACCCCCUUCUCUUGCGGGGAACUCCACCCUGUUUUGGUAAAAUUACAGCUCCCCGACCCUAUCCGAAGCGCGCGCUAUAAUAAUAAAGAGAUGAUGAUGCUUCUCUCGUCGAUAAAAAAGCGGAGGAGACACAGGUUCCGUGGUUUUCUUAAGUCCGUUUCUUCAGAUCUCAUGUAAGACCGAGCCAAGCCAAGGUCGUUUCUUUUUCACAUUCUCUCUCUCUUUCUUUCUUUCUUUCUUUCUUAUAAAGCCAAAGCCCUUCCCUUAUAGCGCCAUCUUUCCCAAAAAGGACGACACAUUUCUUCUCUAUCUCUCUCUUUCUCUUGCACGAAAGAGAGAGAGAUAUAACAAAAACCACACCCCAAAACAGAAAAAAACACAAAACAAAAAAAAAACAAAACAGAAAAAGAAGAAGAACAAGAAGAAAACAUUCGAAAGGCACAAUGUUUGAUGGGCUGUUUAAACCCAAAUUCUAUACGAAAUGCAAGUCGUUGGUCAAGAUAACCAAGACAAGAGUAGACACCGUGAAGAGGAAGAAAAACUCGGUUUGCAAAUAUCUCAAGAACGACAUUGUCGAUCUUCUCAAGAACAGCCUCGAUUACAAUGCUUAUGGCAGGGCAGAAGGGCUUAUUGAGGAGAAAAGGAGGCUGGCUUGUUAUGAAUUGUUGGAGCAGUUCUGCAACUGUGUUGCAUCCAAUGUCUCUCUCUUACAGAAAUCCAAUGGGUGCCCUGGCGAGUGUCGCGUGGCCAUCUCCUCCCUUGUAUAUGCGGCCGCUAGAGUCUCUGAAGUGCCUGAGCUACGCGACCUCAGGUCUUUAUUUGCUGAGAGAUACGGGAAUACUCUUGAACAGUUUGUGAAUCCUGAGUUUGUAGAGAGAUUCAAAGCAGAGCCACCGCCAAAGGAAAUGAAAGUGGAGCUGCUGAGGGAAAUAGCCAGAGAGCACUCCAUAAAAUGGGAUGCCAAGUCUUUAGAGCAGAGGUUGUACACUGCAGCAACACCUCCUCAUACGGAAACUGAAGAAGCAAAGACAAAGAGCAACGACACAAGAACAAGCACGGAAAACAGAAUCAGCUUUUCCUCUUUGGAUGACACCAACAAGUCCAUGAGUACAAGCGAAGAAGACUCAAUGAGUACAAGCGGGAGUUGUGUAACUGGCCCUGAGGAGGAUCAAGAAACGAAACCAUUCUACUACAGAUUCAUCAUGCCGCCUGCCCCUUACAAAAUAGAAAAACAGGAAAGCCUUCCAGAGAAGAUGACCAAAUCUGACCUCAUGGCCGAGGACAAUGAUUCACCGAGAGGCGAAAAACCGAAGCCGAGAUCAGUGAGACGAAGAUUCGCAAACCCGCCCCCAGAAGAGGAAGCAUUGAAGCAGAGCAAGAACAUGAGAUCAGAGUCGAUGGAGAAAGCAAGGGGAGAUGGGAUAAGAAGGAUGAGUCUUCGAACAGCCUCGUGGCAGCUUAAGCAUUCCUCCAGUGUCCCAGAUUUUGAUGAGGUCGCCGCCCGCGUCGAUGCUCUCUCACGAAAUUGAUUUUGAUGAGGUCGCAGUCGCACGCAGCCUCAGCACUUCUUAUUAGUGAAUUAUUAGAGAAGAAAAAAUAUUAAAAUGUUUUUUUUUUGCUGCCGUCGUCAUUCGUCAGUGUGUAAGUAAAGACUUCGUCGAGCUCGUAUUCUUUUGUAAACUUAUAUAAGGAAAAAAAAAAAAAACCCUAAAAUCAUUGGAAUUGACCUAACUCCACUUUAAAUUCUUUUUUUACAUUCAUCUCUUCAUCUGCCGAUUAGAGAGAGCUAGAAUGGAGGAUUCAGAUUCAGAGAUUGAUGAGGUGAUGAGCGAGAUUCACCUCGGUUGCCCGCCGGGAACUAAGAAACCUUUUCUUUCCCGUUUCACCUUCUCCUUUGACAGUCAUCAUCUUACCGUUGAUAAAGACGGAGAUCUUCUUCUUCCUAGGCGCAACAACAGUUUCACUUUCUGAUCCGCUCACUCGUUUACUGUAACUAUUCAGCAUUCUAUCACAUCUACGCUCCCUCUUGUUGGUCUGCAGGUCUGGAAAGCACAACUUGUCUUAUCAGAAUUUGUGUUGCAUAAGACGUGCACCUCAUCUGACUUUCAUGGCAUUGUGUGUCUCGAACUCGGUGCUGGGACAGGACUACUUGGUAUUUUGCUUGCACGGGUCGCCAAGGCUGUUUUCCUUACUGGUUCUUCAUAAUACACUAUAUCCAUCUCUCUCUCUCUCUCUUUCACUUUCACAUGCUUUACUCUUCUUCAACCUGUAUCUAGCUAUCUGGUCUCAUCAGGCUUUUUCUCUUUUCAAUUCCUCCCCCUACUAUAUAGAUCAUGGAGACCAAAUUCUCUGCAACUGUGCUAACAACGUCCAUAUCAACUCAUCCUUGUUUAACCCCCAAACUGUGGUCAAUGUUCGUGAGCUCAACUGGAUGAGCGAAUGGCCUACUGAAGACAGCCAUUGCCACUGCAGAAUUCCGGAUAUGUAUUCUUGGAGCUCGCAGGACUUUGAACAAGUAAAAAAUGCCAGCUUCAUUUUCGCGGCAGAUGUGAUCUACAGCGAUGAUCUAACCAUUGCACUAUUUAGCACGUUAAAGAGGCUCAUGUCAUUCGGUUGUGACAAGGUAGCUGGAUCACUUUGAAAAGGCUUAAGCAACCAUGUUUACAUACAUAUACAGAGCAAGAAACAUCUGCACAAUGGCAGGUGCUAUAUUUGGGACUGGAGAAACGAUAUAACUUCAGCCUGGAUGAUCUCAACGUAGUUGCCAAUGGCUAUGCCUGCUUUCGAAGCUACAUCAAAGAAGAUGGACUUUGUAAGCAGGAGAAGGGGUUUUUUGUGGGCAAGCGCAUCGACGUCACACAGAUCCCUAGGUACAUGAAAGAUUACGAUAGAGGAGAAGACGUUGAGCUCUGGGAGAUCAAAUAUGUAUUUUGAUUAAUAUUACAAUGUCUGAUUUGCAUUUCAUCUGCUGUUUUAAAACAGUCCAAUGCAGAACAAAUUCGCAUUA
Molecule: messenger RNA, 3520 nt
Organism: Camelina sativa (false flax)
Lineage: Eukaryota; Viridiplantae; Streptophyta; Magnoliopsida; Brassicales; Brassicaceae
Source: RefSeq, a predicted model, not a curated record